CUCUCCAGUCUGCUAAUUCCCGAAACAAUGGGAGAAAGGCUUGGCCAUGCAGCCAGCAGCCUCAUUCCACAUUCCUGAUACCUGGAGGACACCAGAGCCCCCUCCUGCUGCAGUGUGGUCUUUUUGGCGUUCACUCCCAUCCUGCUCUGAAGCCAGGGGAAGGCUCCACUGGACAGUCUGGAACCUGUUUAGCCGGUUCCUCUCAACACUGGAAGAUCACUACUUCUGUCCCUCGCUGCCCAGGGGGCCGGACCUGGGGCACUAUCCAAUCACGGUCUCCGUCGGGGUGGACUGGCAGCAGGAGGUGGAAGGAGGAACCAGGAUACCGCAAAAGCUGGGAAAUGGACUCAGUGACCUUUGAGGAUGUGGCUGUGAGGUUUACCCAGGAUGAGUGGCCUCUGCUGGAUCCUUCCCAAAAGAAUCUCUACAGAGAUGUGAUGCAGGAAACCAUCAGGAACCUGAAGUCUCUAGGAAUAAAAUGGAAAGACGAGAACAUUGAAGAUCAUUGCAAAGAUUCCAGGAGAAAUCCAAGAAAUCAUAUGGCAGAAAGACUCUGUGAAUGUAAAGAUGGUCAAUGUGGAGAAACUUUCAGCUUGAUUUCAGAUGCUAUAAUGAACAAGAAGACUUUUCCUGGAGUAAAACCAUGUGAAAGCCGUGUGUGUGCAGAAGGCAACACGGAUCAUUCAUCUCUGAAUUGCUGCAUCGGAGCCGACACUGGACACAAACCAUCCAAGUGUCGGGAACGUAGAGAGAAGACACAUAAACGUAAGCAGUGUGUAAAAACCUUCAGCUGUCUCCACUCCUUUCAAACACAUGAAAAGCCUCACACUGGAGAGAAAGCCUAUGAUUGUAAGGAAUUGAAAAAAACCUUCAUUUCUCUCAAAACUGUUCAAAGACACAGGGUAAUGCACAGUGGAGAUGGACCUUACACAUGUAUUUGUGGGAAAGCCUUUGUUACUCUCAGUCUAAAUCUCACACAUGAAAAAUCUCAUACUGGACAGAAGCCAUAUAAAUGUAAUGAAUGUGGGAAAGCCUUUGAUUGUCUCAGCCACUUUCACAGACAUGAAAGAACACACACCGGGGAGAAGCUGUAUGAAUGUAAGCAGUGUGGGAAAGCCUUUAAUCGUUCCAGUAAUAUCCGAGCACAUGCAAAAAUUCACACGGGAGAGAAACCGUAUGAAUGUAAGCAAUGUGGGAAAGCCUUUCAUAGUUGGAGUUCUGUUCGAAAGCAUGCAAAAAUUCACACCGGAGAGAAACCAUAUGAAUGUAAGCAAUGUGGGAAAGCCUUUACUCGACCCAGUUCAAUUCAACGACAUGCAAGAAUUCACACCGGAGAGAAACCGUAUGAAUGUAAGCAAUGUGGGAAAGCCUUUACUCGUUCCAGUUACAUUCGAACACAUGCAAGAAUUCACAGUGGAGAGAAACCCUAUGAAUGUAAGCAAUGUGGGAAAGCCUUUAUUCAGUCCAGUGCCUUUCAAACACAUGUAAGAAUUCACACUGGAGAGAAACCUUAUCAGUGUAAGCAAUGUGGGAAAGGCUUCAGUUUACCCAGUAAUGUUCGAAUACAUGCAAGAAUUCACACUGGAGAGAAACCCUAUGAAUGUAAGCAGUGUGGGAAAGCUUUUUCUUCUCUCAGUUCCUUUCGGUAUCAUGAAAGGACUCAACACUGGAGAGAAACCCUAUGAAUGUAAGCAAUGUGGAAAAGCCUUUCUUCAAUCCAGUUCCAUUCAAAACCAUGCAAGAAUUCGCACUGGAGAGCAACCCUAUGAAUAUAAGUAAUCUGGGAAAGCCUUUAGUUGUUUCAGUUCCAUUUGAACAAAGUGUAGGCCAGCACUCCAUCUCAGUUCUGUAAUCCCAACAUUUUGGGAGGCCAAGGUAGGUGGAUCCUGACAUCAGGAGUUAAGACCAGCCUGGUCAAGAUGGUGAAACCCCGUCUCUACUAAAAAUUUAAAAGUUAACUGGCCAUGGUGGCAAGUGCCUGUAAUUCCAUCUAUUUAAGAGGCUGAGGCAGAGAAUUGCUUGAACCCAGGUGGCAGAGGUUGCACUGAGCUGAGAUCACGCUACGGCACUCCAGCCUGGUGACAGAGUGAGACUCCAUCUCAAAAACAAAAAGAAAAAAAGUAAAGCCUUUUACUUUUCAUUAUGUUCUGAAACCAUACCUGAAAUCACACAUGAAAUAAAUGAUGUUAGGAACAUGGGGGCCUUUCCUUUCUCAAUUCUUUGAAGGCACACAGUGUGACACCGGUGAUAGACUUCCUAACUGUCAGGAACGUGGAAUAUGGUUGGUUUGUCCUUGUUUAUUUUACAUACAUGAAAGAACUUACUCUGGAGAGAAACUGAAUGUAAAUAAAGAAUGUGGUAAAGCCUUGUGUA
Messenger RNA from Callithrix jacchus (white-tufted-ear marmoset), 2373 nucleotides. Lineage: Eukaryota; Metazoa; Chordata; Mammalia; Primates; Cebidae. The record is from RefSeq and is a predicted model, not a curated record.